AUGAAAAAAAUCAAUUCCAUGAAAAUUGAGAAAACUUGGAAAAUUGAGAAAAAAACAGAAAAUCGAGGAAAAAGGGAAAAGAGAGGAAAUGAGGUAAAAUUGAGAGAAAAAGCGAUUGAAAAAAAAUUGGUAGUCAUGAAAGACAAUGUUUUGAAACCUAAAUUAAUCAUACAACUUUUGAGAUUUUCGCAAUUCUCAACUCCACCGAUUGACGGUUUUUGCAAGAUAGAAACUGUAAGAAUUAAGAGAUAA
Messenger RNA from Caenorhabditis briggsae, 252 nucleotides. NCBI's taxonomy places the organism in Eukaryota, Metazoa, Nematoda, Chromadorea, Rhabditida, Rhabditidae. The transcript is spliced from 3 exons. The coding region runs from base 1 to 252 and encodes 83 amino acids. The record is from RefSeq and is a predicted model, not a curated record.